CAGCUCACCCAGUACCAAAGGCUACGAUAUAUCACAACAAUCCAAUUCGAUGUAAUAGACUGAAACCUGGCAGCUGGAACCUUGAGUUAUGCCCAGUGCUUCCUCGAUACUCUUCUAUGAUUCAAUUGCCCUUGCUCUGUAAUCUGGUCAACUAGCCUUAGCAGGAAGCAGAAACAGAAACGAUCCUGAAAUAUUCUACUUCUUCAAACCGGAAUCCACACCAGCCACAAACACUCGAAAUCAUCUGUUGUAAGUUUGCAGUCGUGUUGACAAGAACAUAUACUAUACUGUCUGUUGUAUACCCGCAUCCCAGAAUCAUAGCGGCACCACCAAUAUCCAGAAAUGGCGUCAGGCCGGUUAACUACAAAGACCUCCGUCGCUCCUGAGAGGUUCAAGACUCUCCUCCCAUCACUACAGCCCACUGUUUAUCUUGACCCGAACGCAAGCAAAUCCCCUAACAAUAUCCGUACUAUUGCUUGGAACCCUCUGGGUACAUACCUGGCCACUGGCUGCACAGACAAGACACUGCGAGUUUGGAACGUAGAGAAGCCUAAUGUUCGUCAGUCAACGGAGCUCAGGGGGCAUGCGGCACCCAUUGAAAAGGUUGCUUUCAACCCGGCCAAGGAACUUGAGCUUUGUAGCGUGAGCAGUGAUGGGGUCGCGAGGUUUUGGGAUGUCAAGAAUAAAGUGGUCCUCAAUGAAGUCAGAGGUCUAGGAGAGACCUUCACGUUGGCUUGGACGCCCAGCGGAGAACACGUCGUCGUUGGCAACAAGGAAAAUAAACUUCAUGUAUUAUCCCCAACUGAACCCAACGUCAUUUCCACACACCAGCAACCAACCAUGACCAACGACAUUACGUUUUGUUGGAGUGGUCAAAGGUUAUUUGCUACUACGGGAGAGGGCAAGACUAGAAUCCUCACGUUUCCGGGAUUUGAACCGGCCUACCAGUUCAGUUAUAAGGAUAUGCCAGAGAACGAAUUCAUGCUAUCCGGGCACACUUCGUCUUGUAUCGCUGUCGAGCUGCACCCCUUCAACAGAUACCUUGCCACGGGCGGAACAGAUUCUCUUAUUGCGCUUUGGGAGACAAACGAGUGGAACUGCGUUCGGACCAUCACUAAGAUGACGGGUCCAGUCCGAAGUAUAUCCUUCUCUUGGGAUGGUCUCUUCGUCGUUGGCGGGAGUGAUGAAGGCACAGGAUUAGAGAUCACCGUUUCUGAAACGGGAGAGCAUCUUUGCACUUAUAAAACGCGGACGUCGUCCCCUAUGGUGGCUUGGGCGCCGAAUCGAUAUGCUCUUGCAUAUACUGACUCAGGUAGUCUUAGAACAAUAGGGGCAAGCCCUGGAGGAAAAUAGAAAGACUGAUGGGCACGGCGUUGUCGCAACUAAAGGAUCAUGAAGAACCUCGUGGCUGCAGAUUCAGAAGAUGCAACGCUGGACUGGGAGGAGGCUGUUUUAAGGUUGGCAUGCACGCACACGCCACGAAUGGCUGUCGCACAGGUUGUGACGGUACCUGACGCUAUCCAGUGUCAGCGCGGAUGAACUUGACUCCGAGUUUGGAGCAGGCAAUGAUAUUGGCAAUCUUCCGUGUGGGUGAACCAGUUGUACCAACAUGUUCUGUACGUGCGAUGCUAUCAAGCAGUGUCGAAUCAACAGAGGCAUUCGAUCUGGUUUAUCCACCGUGAUGUAUCAAUACCAAUCUAUAGCGAAACUCGGCGCGUCCUACUUAAUUAACAAGGAGAACUAGGCACUUGUUGUGCAAGUCUGAAAAGAUGUAAGCAGUCAUCUGGUAUUA
Xylaria bambusicola is the source of this 1792-nucleotide messenger RNA. Its product is annotated as WD domain-containing protein. Gene Ontology annotation, cellular component: THO complex part of transcription export complex. Lineage: Eukaryota; Fungi; Ascomycota; Sordariomycetes; Xylariales; Xylariaceae. The coding region runs from base 343 to 1353 and encodes 336 amino acids. Gene Ontology annotation, biological process: mRNA export from nucleus. The record is from RefSeq and is a predicted model, not a curated record. The transcript is spliced from 6 exons. Gene Ontology annotation, molecular function: protein binding.